Molecule: messenger RNA, 1133 nt
Organism: Cucumis sativus (cucumber)
Lineage: Eukaryota; Viridiplantae; Streptophyta; Magnoliopsida; Cucurbitales; Cucurbitaceae
Product: ethylene-responsive transcription factor RAP2-3
Exons: 2
Coding region: 107-784 (225 amino acids)
Biological process (GO): ethylene-activated signaling pathway; regulation of DNA-templated transcription
Molecular function (GO): DNA binding; DNA-binding transcription factor activity
Source: RefSeq, a predicted model, not a curated record
CUCUUUCCUUUCACUUUCAUUUUCAUUCUUCUCUUCGCCACACUCCUCCUUUUCUCAAUUUCUUAUUCUUUUUGUUCUCUCUCCUCUUUCACUUCAACCACCCACCAUGUGCGGCGGAGCUAUCAUCUCCGAUUACGUCGAACCAAACCCCGUUGUCGUCGACAACCUCCUUUGGCCUGACCUCGACACCACCUUCUCCGACCUCCUCGGUCUUGACCUCAUCACCCAGACCCAAAACUACCCCUUCAACAACACUACUUCUCCCAAUGUUGUCGACAAUAAUAUUCCCAAACAACUCUCUCAAGUGAAAAAAGAGAAAGUAGAAGGGAAUGAAGUAGGAAGAGGUGAAAUGAAGAAGCCUCAAAAGGUUAGAAAAAGCAAAUACAGAGGGAUCAGGCAGCGUCCAUGGGGAAAAUGGGCCGCCGAGAUUCGAGACCCACGAAAGGGCCUACGUGUUUGGCUUGGCACCUACAACACUCCUGAAGAAGCUGCUCGAGCCUAUGAUCAAGCCGCCAUAAGAAUCAGAGGUAAAAAGGCCAAACUCAACUUCCCGCCCCCACUCCCAUCACCACCAUUGUUAUCAGUACCGUUAUCUCUACCACCCUCACCGCCACAACAACAGCUCCCGACCACCUCCACCCCCAUUGAUGUCGAACUCAAACACCAAAUCUCAACCUUGGAAUCAUUCCUCGGUCUCGACCCCUCGCCACCAGUCGAACCCACAGCAGACCUUUGGUGGGUUGAUGACCUUCUCGCAUGUCAACAACAAAACCUCCAACUCUAAUUUCAAAUACCCAAAAUAAAACAUUAAUACUUACCUCAUCAUCUUUACAAGUAAGUAAGAAUCUUUUAUUAACACCGUUAAAAAUUUGAUAAGUUGAAAUUUGAACAGGUGCAAUCAGUUUGAAGAUUUUUACUUAUAAUCAUUUAGUAGGAGGUAAGUAUAUUGUUUAGUCUUUUUUUAAAUCCCAACUUUUGUUAAUAUAUAAGGAAGAGAUUUAGUUCUUCCUUUGAAGUUGGGUUUUGGGUCUAUAUUUUGGUUUAAUUAUAAUAUAGUAAAGUGUGUUUAUCACCUUUGUGUAUUGUGGAAUCAUACAAAAGUUUAUAUAAAUAAUGUUUAAGCAUUUUGGGUA